AUGCCCCUCUGGCAAAUUCAUCACGGUUCCCAAACCCUCUCCGAUGAGGAUAAGAAAGCCCUCGCGAAACAAAUCACCGAAGUCUACGUGAAUUAUGGGCUGCCCGCGUUUUAUGUCCGAGUGGAAUACCAGGAAAUGUCCCCAACGACUUCGUUCACUGGCGGCGAACAUAACCCUAAAUUCGUGGGUUUGACCGUCUACCACCUUGCGCGCCAAAUGACGUCCGAUUCACAGGUGCAACGGUUCCUGAGCGAUGUCGAUACUGUUUUGACGCCCUUGUUUGAGCCGAAGGGGAUCGAUUGGGAGUAUUUUGUGACGGAGGCCCCGAGUAAUCUGUGGAAGAUAAAUGGGCUGGUGCCGCCGCCGGCAGGGUCAGAGGGGGAAAAGCAAUGGCGCCGCUUGAACAGACCUGUGAAGCUGUGA
Molecule: messenger RNA, 423 nt
Organism: Aspergillus melleus
Lineage: Eukaryota; Fungi; Ascomycota; Eurotiomycetes; Eurotiales; Aspergillaceae
Product: tautomerase family protein
Exons: 1
Coding region: 1-423 (140 amino acids)
Source: RefSeq, a predicted model, not a curated record